Messenger RNA from Zygosaccharomyces rouxii, 960 nucleotides. It is a transcript of the gene MPM1, whose product is annotated as Mpm1p. Bases 1 to 960 code for a protein of 319 amino acids. The record is from RefSeq and is a predicted model, not a curated record. The transcript has a single exon. NCBI's taxonomy places the organism in Eukaryota, Fungi, Ascomycota, Saccharomycetes, Saccharomycetales, Saccharomycetaceae.
AUGGGAAUUUGCAACGACGGUGACAGUAAUAGGCUUGACCCAGUUAACGAAGAGAUUUUAAAAGAAGUGGCAGGAGAUCCUUUCUCAGAUAGACUGGGAUCCAUUAAGGAUUCCAUGUCGUCCAUCUGGAGGGAUUCUUCAUCCUUGUGGAGUUCAGCCAUAGAUGAUCCAUCCAAUUUGUUACGUCAAAUAUCUGGUACUAAAGGUGAUGAUACUGACAGGGACUACUGGGAAGACGUCUUGUCGGACACCAUGGGCUCACUGUUGGGUGUAAUGGGAUUGCCAGGUGGAUUCAGCAACCCAAGAAAGAUGAAGGGUUACUUGGAUGGACCAUUCACAUCAGAGGAAAUUAUCAGACAAGGGAUUACAGGUUUUUACAACCAAAGAACACCAACGGACGGACAAUUUAGUCAAUGUAAGGAAUUAGGUGGUCUUUCAGUUUGGAAUGCCAGAGGUUGGUGGAGAUGUCUUUUCCCAGAAAAAGUUGUUGAGGAAAGAUCAGAAGGUGAACUUGAUUUAGAAAGGGUUAUAACAAGAGAAAAAGUGGAAGCAGAUUCUAAGCACAGAUUAGGGCUUUUCUUCCCCGAUUUUACUGGAUACUUGUCAUGGAAGGCACACAUGAACCGUUUGAUUAAGGAAAAGAGAGAAAAGGCCCAGAAGCAACAAGCGGUAUUGGAAAAAGAAUCACAAGCUUCUCGUUUGAGUACACCUGAAGACCUUAUGUUUGAUACUUCACCUACAUUGGGCGGUCAAGAUGAAAGGAACGUGAUUAGCAGGUAUCAAAACGUCAUGUACAAAACUACACCUGAAGGUAGAGAGCAGAUUAACGAACGCAAGACUUACUACGAUAACGGGACCGUUUUGUUGAAAACUGAGAAGAAAUUGACACCAUCCGAUGGUUCUAAACCAAAGGUUGAAACCUCUGAAAGAUUGAUCCCUGUUAACGAGGACAGAGACUGA